Molecule: messenger RNA, 6936 nt
Organism: Oncorhynchus kisutch (coho salmon)
Lineage: Eukaryota; Metazoa; Chordata; Actinopteri; Salmoniformes; Salmonidae
Product: choline-phosphate cytidylyltransferase A
Exons: 10
Coding region: 2133-3230 (365 amino acids)
Biological process (GO): CDP-choline pathway
Cellular component (GO): endoplasmic reticulum
Molecular function (GO): phosphatidylcholine binding; choline-phosphate cytidylyltransferase activity
Source: RefSeq, a predicted model, not a curated record
GUACGUAGACAAACUCAAGACACGCUGCCCGGUGGAUGCAGAUUUCACUGAAUGACCAAUGGACCGGUCGAAAGUGAGUCAAGUCCAACUCCCGAACUCCAGCUACGCCCGAACUCCAGCAUUCACUCAUCACUAAACGGCGAUCGAGCUCUGAAAAUUUGCCUACAUUUGACAGCUACAACUUCAUAAGUAAUCGUUAGCUAAAAGGCUACAAUAAGCUUAAACAAUGGUGGCAAAACAGAGAAUACGCAUGGCCAACGAGAAACACAGCAAAAACAUCACGCUGAGAGGCAAUGUGGCCAAAUCCACGAGAAAUCCAGGUGAUGACAAGGUGGCAGUGGGACCAUGGCUUUUGGCCUUAUUCAUCUUUGUCGUCUGCGGAUCAGCAAUCUUCCAGAUCAUUCAGAGCAUUCGAAUGGGAAUGUAAUAUCAGGAGCCCUACCGUCAUCACCUGUUUCCAGCAUUCCUCUACACAUCAAGUGGUUUCAUGGUGCCUCACAGGAUCAAAGAUGAUCAACUACCAUCUGUCCAUUCCUUUUUUCCUAUUUCUCUUUUCCCCUUUUUGGCAUUGCCAAACGGGGAAAGCACACCCUUGUCAUCUUUGCCUUACAUAACUGGGAAAAAAGAUUGGAGAAUGAUUGAAGGAUUUUGUUUCAGGGAACUACAUGGGUAUUUGUACAGUGAUGACUGCUGUAUGUGUCGAUUGAUGUGCCAAAACCAAAUGGAGUGAAUUUCUGAUAUUCUCCUGUGGUAUAAAUUCCAGAGCACAAGACCACAGUGACUUAAUUCUAGAUCUAAACUCUUAACUCUUCUUGGUUGUACACGGACAGUAUCUGGUGUCUUAUAGCCUUCAUAUUAUAAUGAAUAUUAUGUGAUGCCUUUUUCGUAUUUCUUCAGUCAAUGAAACUAAAUGGUCUUUUGAAUCAGAAGAAUUUUGCUAAGACAAUGACAUUCACUAUUUCUGCCUAAACAAGCCUCUAAAACAAAUUAAAAAGGUGUAUCCUUGUUUGACAUGUUAUUUUCUUGAGGGGCUGCAUACCCAAUAACAUUUUAGUGGUUCAUGCACUUCAAAUGUUGUAUGAAAAGGAACAUAAACAUACAACUAUAAGAGAGAUUGGAAAACCACUUUGCCCUGGUUGUAUUGUAUUAGAACUAGGUAACUAGUUAAUUGGCUAACUAAGCUUGAUGAGUUAUGAUGGAAAAUGAAACGUCUUUAGAAUUGUUUUGUUGCAUAUAGUAUCCAGCAGAUGGCAACACGUGCAUGGUUAACUGAUGAGUUAUGUCAUUUCCUACUGUAGCGUUGUAGUUCCGACAAGCUGUCAAUCAAACUUUGUGUCAGUCGAUUGUUGUCUGGUACUCUGUCUUGGAAAGCAACUUAAUCAGAACCACACAUUUACACUUUCGAUGGGAACUUUGCGGGCUUGGACAUCAAACCCGGAAGAGAACUAACGUUAAUAAGCGAGACUAGCUGCGUUUACACAGACAGGUUUGUAGCUAACGCUUAGGCUACCUAGCUAAGUUAGCUAACAGUUGUUUGAGCCAGCCAGCAGUAGGCAUUUUCCAUUGCCGAAAUAAGAAAAAUGGCCCAAUUUCACAACCUUUUUGAGAAAGUGUGGAGCUGAAAUCGUAGCUAAAACUAAUCAUUGACUCUUGGGCAGCUAACGUUAGCUAGCUAGAUGUUGAUAUAUCUCAUUCCUUCCUGUCUGCACACGUCAGAGAAUCACCAGUGUCAAUCUCACCCGCGUGAUUGCAUUUUUGCCAGUUUGGGAGUUGUCCCCGGAUAGAUUAGUCCAUUGACGUUUUAUGUUAUGCUUUUAAUUGACAUUCUGACUCAAUACCAUUGUAUUGGUAUUGAGUCAGCAAUGUUUGUGACUGCCUAGUAUAAAAUAAAAUUCCCACGGCCUAGAAAUCUCGACCCUCUUCUCGAUCCUUUGUAUACAGUAAGGGCUACAGUAAAUGCGUAUCUGGUGAAAUCACCAAUUGGCAUCAAGAAGUUGUAGCUAAUUGUGAAAGUUGCAAAGAAAAAAUGUUGUAAACGUGCAUAACAGCCACAUCCAGUGGUUAAGAUUAAAAGCCAGAGCACAGCUUUUUCAGAAAAAUAAUUUAUUCUCUAUCCAUAUCGAAGUGCGACCAUGGAAGCAGAAGCACACAGUUGUCACCGACUGCCUGGGAAAACAUCAAGAAAGAGGAGGAGGGAUGAAAUCAAUGGAGAGAUGGAGGGAGAGCAGGCCAUCAAGGUCCGGCGAUCCACAGUGGGUCUGACAGAUCCAGCCCCAUUUGCUGACCAGCUAGAACCAGUUACCGCUCCGUACGUGCGUGUCAGUAUGGAGGAGGCAUGCCAGGGCACCCCACUAGAGCGUCCAGUGCGGGUAUAUGCAGAUGGAAUCUUUGACAUGUUCCAUUCCGGCCACGCCCGAGCACUGAUGCAAGCCAAGGGGCUCUUCCCAAACACCCAUCUAAUUGUCGGAGUAUGCAGUGACGACCUGACACACAACUUAAAGGGCUUCACCGUAAUGAACGAGGACGAACGCUACGACACCGUCAGUCAUUGUCGCUACGUUGAUGAGAUCGUACGGAACGCACCAUGGACGCUCACGCCGGAGUUCCUGGCUGACCACAGGAUUGACUUUGUCGCCCAUGACGAUUACCCAUAUUCUUCUGCAGGAAGUGACGAUGUUUACAAGCACAUCAAGGCGGCAGGCAUGUUCGCACCCACACAGCGGACAGAAGGCAUCUCUACUUCUGACAUCAUCACCCGUAUUGUCCGCGACUACGACGUGUACGCACGCAGAAACCUGCAGAGAGGCUACACUGCCAAAGAGCUCAAUGUCAGCUUCAUCAAUGAGAAGAAGUACCACCUGCAGGAGCGUGUGGACAAAGUGAAGAAGAGGGUGAAGGAUGUGGAGGAGCGAUCCAAAGAGUUUGUGCAGAAGGUAGAGACAAAGAGCAUCGACCUGAUCCAGAAGUGGGAAGAGAAGUCCCGAGAGUUCAUAGCCAACUUCCUUCAAAUGUUUGGCCCAGAGGGAGCACUGAAGCACAUGCUAAAGGAGGGGAAGGGGCGGAUGCUGCAAGCCAUAAGCCCCAGGCAGAGCCCCAACAGCAGCCCGACCAGAGAGCGCUCACCCUCUCCGCCGCCCUCCUUCCGUCUGCCCUUCUUCACCAAGACCUCCCCUCCCUCUUCGCCCCACCACCUCAGUGGAGCAGACCGCAUAAGCGAGGAUGACGAUUAGGAGCCUCCCUCCAUUCCUUUCUCUCCCUGUGGCUGAGAUGGUGCAGGUCAGGGUUAGGGUAAAUACCAUUUCAUUUCAGUCAAUUGAUUGAAUUUAAAUGGAAUUGACCCCAGCCCAAGUGCUCACAAGGAAUUGAUCAUUCACAUGCUCUUGAAUUAGGAUGCCAUGUUGCAUUUUUUUCCUAUCCCGCUCACAUUACCUUUACCAGGCCUCUAGUGUCAGUCAGGCCUUUGUCAUGUUUAAAGGAAACCACAACACAAUAGCACAGGAAGUUUAAUCAUAACUUUCUGUAAAACGGCUGUUCUUUGGGGUCACAGUGUUGUUAUACACAAAAUAGACGUUUUAAUGUUUCAUUUAUGAUGUAUAAAAUGAAUUAAUGAACAUGGGAAGGUGUCAGCCAAUACGGGCGUGAGUGAUGGGACACUCAUUCGCUCACAAAUGACUCACACUGAAUUGUAUUUGCCAUGCUAAAUCCAUAGUAGCAGCAGAGAAAAUUUAACAAGUGAUAACCGGUACUUUCUGUAAAUAAUAUCUUUCUACUUUCCCAUUGAUUUCAUUCUGAAUUUUCCUUAUGGGAGUCACAUGAAGUAAUCGCUUAAGUCGUCUGGAUUUUUAAACUUCUCUGGUGAAAGCAUAGUUCACAUGGAUAUAGCACGACAAUGGGUAAGAAGCUAUUGAAUCUAGUAGGGGUUAACCAUCGUACCGGAGUGUACGGAGCCCCUUCCCUGUUUCCCAGUCUAAAACUAGCCGGCACCUCAUACCAGCUGUCUGGCCUUUUUAUCCCAUAACAAAAGCUGGUUUCAAACAUGGGGAGGGAGGGGACAUGGGAGUUUCCUCCAAUAUGAAGCAGUAGAAUGCCAUCCCUCCUCCCCCUCCCUCUAGUGAUCACGCUACAGGAGCAACACAGCAGCCUGUUGUUAUCAAUGAAAGACAUAGUGAGCCUCCCUCCCCUCGUAGAUGCAUUCUCUUCAACUGCCUCCACAGAAAAAGACCACUUGGGUAGAAAGAAAGCCUUGUGCAGAAUUCCGAAUACCCCCAUAGCCACCUACCACCCCUUAAGGACUAGGCACUCCUGUAGAUCUGAAAGGAUGGGAUAGCUUUUGCGUUCUGGCUGGGUGGCAUUUGCACUGUGUUGGAUACACCUAUUCAGUCCUUUUAGGCCUAGGACACGCUGAGGUUGUACAACUGAUGUACAAUGCAUUGGACUCUACAGUUGUGAUGCAAUGGAUAUUAUUUUUAACGGAAACAUUUAAAAUAUUGUUGUUUGGUGUCUCCAGAGUGGUUGGGUAAAUAUUUGUGUGCAGACAAAUGCAUAACAAAUACCUGUUGUAUCAAAUGUGUUGUACAACCUGAUGUGAACUAGGCCAGUAGACCUACAGGUGGCCUAAGGCUGUUCCACUUGCUCAGGAGGGAAGUUCCACUAGGGACAGAUCUAGGAUCAGCUUCCUCCCCCAAUACACCUCCCAUUAGUGGAGAAAAUGCUAAACUGACCCAAGAUCAGGGGAAACUUGACCAUACUCCAUUCUGCUUAAUAACCUCCCAACUCUGUAACUGUAAUUAGGUUGAUCGAGGACUUUUGACUACAUUGGUCACCUGAUUAGUCACCAAGUUGAGUUGUUUUAUCCUUGUAUUUUGUCAUUUACUUUUAUUUAAUAUGUACUAAGUGUGUUGGUUUGUGUUAAAGGAGAUCUACUAUAUGUACUUUCAUCUUGUAUAGAUGUCAUUUUUGUACAUUCCUGGAAAAACCUUCUGCUGAUUUUUCUUCUUUUUUUGUUGUUGUAGAAAAUAGUAAUUCCACUAAUCAGUCAUUCAAAAUGCAUUGUGCAUCUCCACAACUUUAUGCCAAUAGAUUCCAAAUAAUUGUUUUGGGGGGGUGAUUUAUUCGAUUUUUUUUUCCAGAGUGCUGAUGCUAUGUGUAAUCAGAGCUGCAUUGUGGCAUUCCUCCCAGACAUGUUUUUUUUUUCAACAGAAUUAAUGUUUAAGCUUAGCCAGAGUCUGUGGUUAUUCAAAUCGUUAUAUUGUGAAUUGUAUUCUCUGAAGCAAGCAACUUUAGGCACUUAUACAAUAGUAUGUGAAAUAUUAUUCUGCGUUUACACGGGCAGCUCAGCCGAUUCUGAUAUUUUUUGUUAUUUUGACCAAUCAGAUCAUCUCUGAAAAAGAUCUGAUGUGGAAGAAAGAUCAGAAUUGGUCUGCCUCUGUUGUGUUCAAUUGAAAUACUGUAGAAUUCCAUUCAUUCCUAUGGAGGACUGCUCCUACUGGGGAGUGCCAAUAUUGCUGACCGGUGGCUUCAAGGCCUCUCAAUGGCCAAUAUAUGGCAUCCGCAAUCCAGGCUUUGUACAGUGCAUUUGGAAAGUAUUCAGACCACUUGACUAUUUCUACAUUUUGUUACGUUAAAGCCUUAUUCUAAAAUGGAUCAAAUAGUUUUUUCCCCUCAUCAAUCUACACACAAUACCCCAUAAUUAAAUUUUUGUAUGUUUAUAAAAAAAAUUUACCUGAAUUAUCACAUUUACAUAGGUAUUCAGACCCUUUACUCAGUGCUUUGUUGAAGCACAUUUGGCAGCGAUUACAGCCAUGAGUCUUCUUGAGUAUGACGCUACAAGCUUGGCACACCUGUAUUUUUUUUCUCUGCAAAUCCUCUUAAGCUCUGUCAGGUUGGAUGGGGAGUGUUGCUGCACAGCUAUUUUCAGGUCUCUCCAGAGAUGUUUGAUGGGGUUCAAGUCUGGGCUCUGGCUGGGCCUUUCCUGCGUUGUCUUAGCUGUGUGCUUAGGGUCGUUGUCCUGUUGUGAGGGUGAACCUUCGCCGCAGUCUGAGGUCCUGAGCACUCUGGAGCAGGUUUUCUUCAAGGAUCUCUCUGUACUUUGCUCCGUUCAUCUUUCCCUCGAUCCUGACUUAGUCCCUCCCACUGAAAAACAUCCCCACAGCAUGAUGCUGCCACCACCAUGCUUCACCGUAGGGAAGGUGUCAGGUUUCCUCCAGACAUGACGCUUGGCAUUCAGACCAAAGAUUUCAAUCUUGGUUUCAUCAGACCAGAGAGUCCUUUAGGCUGUGGUGCCUUUUACUGAGGAGUGGCUUCCGUCUGGCUGCAGAUAUGGUUGUCCUUCUGGAAGGUUCUCACAUCUUCACAAAGGAACUAUGGAGCUCUGUCAGAGUGACCACCUGGUUGUUGUUCACCUCCCAGACCAAGGCCCUUCUCCCCCGAUUGCUCAGUUUGGCCGGGCGUCCAGCUCUAGGAACAGUCUUGGUGGUUUCAAACGUCUUCCAUUUAAGAAUGAUGGAGGGGACCUUUAAUGCUACAGACAUUUUUUUGGUACCCUUCCCCAGAUCUGUGCCUCGACACAAUCCUGUCUCGGAGCUCUACAGACAAUUAUUUUGACCUCAUGGCUUGGGUUUUCCUCCGACAACUGUGGGACCUUUUAUAUAGACAGGUGUGUGCCUUUCCAAAUGUCCAAUCAAUUGAUAAUUAUUUGCGACGUCAUUAUGUGUAAAUUUGAUGAGUAAACACAAUUUUUUCUAUUUUAGAAUAAGGCUGUAACAUAACAAAGUGGAAAAAGUCAAGGGGUCUGAAUACUCUGCCCUUUAAUCGGCAAAGGAAAUGUCUGUCUUGUCAUGAACUGUCAACCUGUUGACUACUAUCAGUUAUAACAGGACUAAAAUAAAUAUGUACAAAGAAAAAUACUCAAUUUUGAAGUAAAAUCACUUAAAUAUA